Molecule: messenger RNA, 2652 nt
Organism: Bacillus rossius redtenbacheri
Lineage: Eukaryota; Metazoa; Arthropoda; Insecta; Phasmatodea; Bacillidae
Exons: 2
Coding region: 202-2154 (650 amino acids)
Cellular component (GO): nucleus
Molecular function (GO): DNA binding
Source: RefSeq, a predicted model, not a curated record
UCAAGUGCCCAUACUUGGGACAUAUCCCUAAUUUGGGACAAUUUGGGAUGAUUGAUUUUUCAUAUUGGCAUACCUGAUAGCACUCUGUCAGUCUGUAACAGAAAUGUUUACUUUGUAGUGGGGAUGUGUAGCUAUCACAUGGUGUGUGUAUAUAAAGAUUUGGUACACUCUUAGAGAUUCUGUAUGGAUCACUGAGGAAAUAUGGCUACAGCUGUUAAAAAAGUUUAUCAUAAUUUUGACCAAGACACUCUUGAACGUGCUGCUAAAGCUGUUAAUGAUGGCAUGAGUUAUAGAAAAGCAGAACAAAAAUUUGGAGUCCCUAAAUCACCCAUACAACGCAAAGUUAAAAAUGUACAGCAACAUCCAUAUGGUCGCCCUCCUGUUUUGAGUGAAACAGAAGAAAAGCAGAUCGCUGAAUACUUGGCUUUGGCAGGGGAGUGGGGAUUUCCCCUUACAGCUUUUGACAUCAGAUGUAUAAUCAAAAAAUACCUGGACAAGAAGGGCAUGGUCGAACCUCGUUUCAAAAACAAUUUGCCAGGAAAAAAGUGGAUUAAAUGUUUUCUGGCCAGGCAGUGUGUGCAAUUGAAAUAUAGAAUGUGUACUAACAUUAAAAGAUCCCGGGCGGCAGUUACUCCUGAAGCUAUACAGACAUACUUCGAGGAAUUGUCUGUUUCACUGGCAGAUGUUCCAGCAGAAGCUAUACUGAACUACGAUGAGACGAGUAUGCAGGACAACCCUGGACAGGCUAAAGUGGUUGUAAGAAGAAAAUGUAAACAUCCAGAAAGAAUAAUUGAUUUCACUAAGUCAACUUUUUCUGUAAUGUUUUCCGGUUCAGCUAGUGGUGUGGCACUUCCACCCUAUGUGGUGUACAAGGCUGAGAACUUAUAUGACACAUGGACUGAAGGUGGACCCCCUGGCACAAGAUAUAAUAGGAGCAAAUCAGGUUGGUUCGAGGGCAAUAUAUUUCAGGAUUGGUUCCUAACAAUUGCUCUACCUUACCUCAAACGGUUAGGUGAUGGGCCAAAAGCUGUCAUAGGUGAUAAUUUGGCCAGCCAUAUUUCUGCAACAAUUCUGAAAUUAUGUGUUGACAACAACAUUCGUUUCAUUAUGCUGCCACCCAACAGCACCCACAUAUGUCAACCCUUGGAUUUGGCUUUUUUUAGCCCUCUUAAAACAGCAUGGCGGAAGCAGUUGACUGAAUGGAAGAUGAAAAACAAGGGGUCAGUAAGAAAAGAUCAGUUCCCUAGGCUUUUGAAAAAGACUUUGGAUGCCAUUGGUGAUAACAUUUCCACAAAUUUGAAAUCUGGAUUUAAGAAGAGUGGCAUUUUCCCUGUGGACAAGCAGAAGGUUCUUGAAAGCUUGCCAAGCACAUCAUCUGCAAAUGAAAGUGAUGUAGUAACUGCUACAGUAGCAUUGAAGUCUUCAUUUGAGGCAUUCUUACAACAAUCACGUGAAAAAGAAACAGGUGUAAAGCAAAGAAAGAAAAAGUUAAUCGUGAAUGCGGGGAAAAGCUUGGCUGCACAAGAUGUUCUAGAUGAAUUGCAGAAACGUUCACAGCCAAAAAGUAAACAAACCACAAAGCAGCAGAUAAACACGGGUGAGAAGGAAAAGUCCAAAGUGAAGAAAAAGAGAGGUUUGUGUCAAAAUAUUUUAAAACAAUCAGUUAAGAAAAUGAAAAUGAAGCAGAAAAGUGACACUUCUGAAGACAGUGAUUGCGAAAUUUCUCUACAUGAUAGUAACUCGUCAUUCGGUGAAGAUUUCUCGACACUGUUUGAUGAUGACAUUCAAGAAAUGCUAGAGAGGGAAACAUUAAGUGAGCAGAAAAUGGUUUAUGAAGAUGUUGAACCAAUAGAAACUGUUGAUAUUUGUGGACAACAAGCAGCGACCUCCAUGAAAGAAAAUGAUUUUGUUGUUGUUGAAGUUACUUAUGACAAAGGGAAAAAAUAUGAAUGUAAGAAAGUGUUCAUUGGCAAAAUUGUAGACAAGAAAAAUUCAAGAUACAAAGUAAGCUAUAUGAGAAACUAUUUAGGAUCAAAAGACGUGUUUGUUUUCCCAACUGUAGAGGAUAUCGAAGAUGGUGUUCCUAUUCACAGGAUUAAAAAGGUGAUCACACCCCAGAGCGAAAAUAGAGGACGAUUCAAGUUUCUUUUUUGAAAUGCAUUUUGAUGCAGAGUUCCUCCUAUCAAAAAGACUGGAAAAAAAGACUGAAAUGUUACAUAACUGUUUUGUUUAUAUGUAAGCAAAGCUAUUGAAAUAUUAAUACUAGGCUAUAUUUAUUAUCAAAUAAUUGUUGUUUAGUGAAUAGUCAUGUUGGGUGUCUAGAUGUAUCUCCAACCAUUACUUUAUAGCCUACUUUGUAAGCCAUUCUUUUUUAAACAAAAUUAUGUUGUCCUAUGUUAAAUUACAGGCUUCUUAGCAUGGUACACUGUGUGAAACACAUGAUGUCCCAAGUUAGGGGUAGUGGUUCCUUACUUGGGACAACACUGUUUUUCACUGGUGGGGAGGAGAGGGAAAGCUUUUUCGAAAAAACAUUUAAUUAUUCAAAAAGUACUAAAGUCCUUCAGAAACAAGUCAUGCACUAUUUGUGCUUUAAAGCUUAAUUUAUUAUGUUUAUUUGAGUUCAAAGUUCAAAACUGUCCCAAGUAUGGGGAC